Molecule: messenger RNA, 1414 nt
Organism: Scomber scombrus (Atlantic mackerel)
Lineage: Eukaryota; Metazoa; Chordata; Actinopteri; Scombriformes; Scombridae
Gene: lrrc57
Product: leucine rich repeat containing 57
Exons: 5
Coding region: 367-1080 (237 amino acids)
Molecular function (GO): protein binding
Source: RefSeq, a predicted model, not a curated record
GGAGCUGCAGCUAGCAGUUAGCAGCUAACAGUAUAACAGCUAACACUGUAAACAUCAACCGUGACGUCUGUGAGGCGUUCCGUGACGUCACUGUGUGUAAUUUGUGACAUUGGAGUUGAACCUGUAGGACAGGAAACAGCUGUUAGCAGCUAGCUGUUAGCUGUUAGCAUUUAGCCUGUUAUUGUUUUUAUCCUGCAGGGAUUAACACCACCGAAGAAGAAGGAGCCUGAUCCCUAUUAACACCACCGAAGAAGUAUUAGGAGGACUUCCUGUCUGGAUAUGACAGGAAGUCCUAUCUGAGCAUCAGCUGAUCACCUGCACAGAGGUCAGAGGUCACAGACAGGUAAACUUCUCCCUGAUUGGACGAUGGGGAACAGCGCGCUGAAGUCUCACCUGGAGACGUCACAGAAGACGGGCGUGUUCCAGCUGACCGGGAAGGGCCUGCUGGAGAUCCCAGAGGAGUUGCUCCGCCUCUCGUCUCUUCGGACCGUCGAUCUCUCUGAGAAUAAGAUCGAAGUACUUCCUGUUUCCAUCAAGAACUUCCUGCUGCUCAAAACCCUGAUCCUGAACCAGAACCGGCUCAGUUCCAUCCCCCCAGAGAUUGGGUCCCUGAAGAAGCUGGAGACUCUGAGUCUGAACCAGAACCGGAUCCAGCAGCUACCCCCCUCCCUGAACCAGCUCCGGGCCCUGCGGACCCUGCGGCUCUCAGGGAACCGGAUCUCAGAGUUCCCGUCUGGACUCGGAGCCCUGAGACACCUGGACCUGCUGGACCUGUCCCGGAACCAGAUCCAGACUGUCCCCCCAGACGUGUCCGAGCUGCAGGCCAUCGAGAUCAACCUGAACCAGAACCAGAUCUCGGUCCUGGCGACGGAGGUCUCUCGUUGUCCCCGUCUGAAGGUUCUGCGUCUGGAGGAGAACUGCUUGGAGCUGUCAGCGGUUCCUGAGGCGGUUCUGCUGGACUCUCAGGUGUCCCUGUUCUCUGUGGAGGGAAACCUGUUCGAGGUGAAGAACCUCCGAGACCUGCAGGGCUACGAAAAGUACAUGGAGCGUUUCACGGCCACUAAGAAGAAGUUCACCUGAAGCUCAACGUCCAAUCGAAAGCUGCGAGCACCGCCUGAGGCUCCGCCCACUACAGCUGCUUCUUCUUCUGCUGCUAAAAAACCAGACUUCACAUGGCCAGGACAGUCGUCCAGCGGGGGGUCAGAGGUCACCUGACAUGCAGAGAGAAGAAGAAGAGACGCUCUGUAAAGGACGCUGUGACAUCAUCAUCACAAAGAGAAAUGUUCAAAAGUGGUUUAUUCAUCAUAACUGAAACAUUAACUUUCACUUUAAACAUGAAAAAUAUUUCAUAUAAAAUAAAACAGUGCUUCAGUUCUGUAGAAAGAUGAGUUUAAUUAAAGUGUUUAUUCAUCAU